AUAUUUAAUUUGGUUUAAUAACAAUAAUAUUCUAAAAUUAUUUAUAAACAGGCAUCUGAAAUAUCACUGCAGUGAAGGUAAGGGAGUUGCACAAUAUUGUUAUAAGUUAUAACAAAAGAAAUAUAGUUUUAGUUUCCAUUUUUUAAUACCAAUUAUUGUCAAUGUGUUUUUGGGAGGGAACUUGCCUUAACACAGGAAAUUUUUUAAGGUCGAGGCUCUCAUUCAUGUAUCAACAUCAUUCAUAUAAAUUAUUUUAUGCUAUUUCAUGUAAGUUAACUAUUUAUAAAUAUUUUUUAUUAAAGAACUAAUUAAAUAGAUGUUUCUUUUGAUUGGCUUUCUCUUAUCACAAACAAAACUACAUAUUUUAUAUAUGGGCAAAGUAUGAGCCCAUUAUUAAUAAAACAUAAAUGAUUUAUGUUUUACGCAUAAUUCCUGUCUGUUUUCGUCACAGCGUCAACAGAAAUUGAAAGAAAGUAACGGAGGACGAGUGCUUUACUUAAAAGAGUGCAAUUAGACUGAUUUAUUUUUUAUAAAUAAUUUCCUUAGUUUUCAAAUUGGAGGUUUGAAAUUGCAAUUCUUGGCUUAAGGGCCCAUUACGGGAUUAAUGCUGGUUAAUCUUAACAGGAAGUUAAAAUUAUAAAUCUGUUUUCGUUAUACUGGGCACUGAGGUUUAUAUAUGUGUCUAUUUCUAAGUUUAAGUUUUAACGCCUAAACAGAUCAGAAUGAAUUUCGGUAUGGUGGAAGGUGUCUUUUUGAAAAAGCCAUUGCCAAAGCCAGUGAUUACGUCAUGCAAAUUGCUGCAGAUAUGCAGCUAGGCAAGUAGGCGGUGCCGCGAUGUUGCCUCUUCGGCUGCGUCGCGUAAGUGGACACGAGGGCCGCGAGAAUGACAUAUUGUUCCACCCGCCACGGUCGAAGCCACCGACGCCUGAAACGUUGGUGUUUUUCGGUGGAGAUGUGCAGGAUUACGAGGAAGUUAUGCAAGCCCACCGUGAUAAUAAGAAUUACGUGAGAUGGAGUCUCGAGAACACGGCGCGUCUGCUGAGCGAACACUUCCCGACCAAACACAUCGUAGUCGUGAGACCGGCUCGCAUAGAGUACAAAAGCUUCAGCUGCUACGACAACUUCGUCCCCAGCAGCAACGCCGGAGUGCCCGAACACACGCCGACUCACAGUGCGCUGCACCACCUCGAGAAAUUGCUCCAAGAGGUGGGCAGCAGGGUAAAAGCGAUGCCGGUCAGACAGUUGUGUGACGCUGUGGUGUCUCUCUUCUCGGAUGAUGUCGAACAGAGUUGUAGUCGGAAAGAUAGCGACUCAAACGGCGCGACUAAAUGUGAUGCGGUUAAAGGAGAGAGCGACGACGAUGACACGCAAGCCUCCGCAGCCAUGAGAUGGCGCGAGUGCCUCCUCUUGGGCGAGAGCAAGGUGUCGGUGAUGGGGUUCAGCAAGGGCUGCGUGGUGCUGAACCAGUUCAUCUACGAGUUCCACUACGCCAAGACCCUCACGCCCUGGGACAAGCACAUGUGCAGGUUCAUAGAGCGCAUCCAAUCCAUGUGGUGGCUGGACGGAGGUCACGCCGGAGGGAAGAACACCUGGAUCACGGCUCGCAGUCUGCUGGAGACGCUGGCGCGACUCGACGUAAACGUCUACGUGCACGUCAGUCCGUAUCAAGUCAACGACGAAGGCCGACCUUGGAUUGGAAGAGAAGAGAAGACUUUCAGCUCCUUACUUCACAGGCUCGGGGCUAAGAUCGAGCGGUACGUGCACGCAGAAGGCAGCACCCGUUACUCGCUGAAUACGCACUUCAACGUGCUCGCAAACUUCAAAGAGGUGCAGGACUCGCGCUCGCCGGACCCCCACAACGUGUCCGACGACGAUAACUAAUUUUAAAAGAUAUUUAUCAAUAUCAUUUCUCUAAUGUGGGCCCGGCUUCACGAAACAUAUAUAUAUAUAAUUACAAAAGUAAAGUUUUCAAAAAGAUUGUAUAUUUUAGCAAAAUUCUAUUUUCAGAGUUUAGAAACGGUCUCGAGAUAUAUUUUGUUAAGAGUGUUCAAACUUAUCUUUAAUAUGUAUGAAAAAAAUGAUACACUUCGUAGGUUGGACCGAAACGUCUGGAGCCGAGCUAUACCGAUUACCGUAAGUUUCGUUAGCAAUUACAAACAAACUUUAAAUUGUUAGUCAUUAAUUUUAUUGAAUUAAAUCAUAUCGUUAAAACUGAUCUCAUUUACUCGAAUGUAAUAUAAUUUAUUAAAAAUAAAGAUGAUAUUUUGAACGUAA
Pieris napi is the source of this 2274-nucleotide messenger RNA. Its product is annotated as mitochondrial protein C2orf69 homolog. The record is from RefSeq and is a predicted model, not a curated record. Bases 835 to 1881 code for a protein of 348 amino acids. Gene Ontology annotation, cellular component: mitochondrion. Lineage: Eukaryota; Metazoa; Arthropoda; Insecta; Lepidoptera; Pieridae. The transcript has 9 exons.